AUGAAGAAAAAGAGGGGAAGGACAGAAGUGUUGGCCAAUGAGCCAAGUGCAAGUUCAUCUAGGGAGCCCUCUUUUUCUGUGCAUGUUGAACGAUCCCUAGAUGUAGCAUUAGCACAAGGCAACAAGUUUGUCUCUGUGCCGCAGUUGCCCUGGGAGACCGGUUUCCUUAGAGAUGUUCUGGGGUCUCCAGGGUCUUUUGCGCCGCCAUGGUUAUCGCCUCUUGUUUUGCCGCGCAACCUGCCUUCGGUAAAUGCUCAGCCAUCAGUCAUCACCAUGGAUGUUCAUGAGAAGAAGUCGCUGGUUCGAGCUCAUUACCAAGACAGAAUGACCGCUGGGCUGAACGACAAAAGGCAAACGAUUUUGGCCAAGUGGGUCGAUCUAGUGCUGUUGCAUCCUCAGGACUCACGUUUGGGACAACUGCUUCUGUCAUGCGUUGGUCAACCGGAUUGUGAACGCGCCAUAGCACAGUUGGUUGAAGAUUGGUUGGCAAGGAAGUCAACUUCCACACUGCAGGUCAGAGCGAGCUCAUUUGCUAUGUAUGUUUCGUUUGUGCGGAAGUACGUUGGCGAUGUUGCAAUCAUUCCCAUAGAUGAGGAGCAUGUUUACCGAUAUGUGGCUCACUUGAGGAGUUCUCAAAAACCACCAACACGUGCACAGACCUUUGUUUCAACGCUGUCAUUCGUAGGUGCAGUUUUCGGCUGGGCUGGUGCAGAAGAUGCAGCAAAUUCGCAGCGAGUGCAGGGGGCCGCGCAUUUGUGCUACUUGAGGAAGAGGGUGCUUCGUCAGGCCCCUCCCCUGGACAUUGUUGCAAUCAUCAUUUUGGAACUCUGUUGCCUGUUUGAGUUAGACAACUUCCUGAGAGGAAGUGCAGGGCUGUGCUUACUGGCCUUGUACGGACGGCUGCGUGUCAGCGACUGCAGCAGGAUCAGCCACGGGAAGAUUCUGGGUGAUUACUUUGAAGGAAGCUUCGGGACGCUGGAAAAGCUUGGGGCUGCUGAAAUGACGGAGCGAUUGGGUGAGUGCUUAGCCAAGCUCUUGCCUAAGGAAGCCUUCAAGCAUUAUACCUCACACAGUUUGAAGUGUACGCUGUUGACUUACACAAAUGUUUUUGGUUUGACUCUGGAGCAGAAUGAGUUGCUAGGAUACCAUGUCGUGAAGGGCCAUGCCUCCGCCCUGAACUAUAGUCGCGACGCUUUGGCCAGCCCAAUUCGGGCCAUGAUGACAAUGCUGGAAUCAGUCAAACAAGGUACCUUCAGGCCAUUAUCAGUCAGGGGGUCCCACUUUGUGGAUCUAUCGCAAGCGGUAUCAGUGCGUGCCCAAUUCUCAGAGAGUACUGGGUACAGUUUGGAUGAGGCUGCGUUACUGUUUGCAAGCGAAGUUGCGAUGCAGAAUGAGAAUUCUUAUGAAGCUUUCAAAGACAAGAUGUCGUUGCUGGGCGAGAGCGAGUUUGGCCGAAUUGACGGUCCGUGCAACCGCGUGAACAUGAACGUGUCUCUGGGUGGCAUGGACUCCGAUCUGGAGGCCGAGGAUGAUGAAUCAUCUUCCAGCGAUUCAUGCAGCACCUCUGCUGAGGAGGGCAUGGCUGCAGUUGAGGAGGACUUGAUGGGCAAAGCUGCUGCGGGCAUUAAUCCCCAUGCUGAUGUGUGCCUGCACGCUGGGAAGUCCAGCAGCAAGAGGGAGCAGUUCACGAAGGACUGCUAG
Messenger RNA from Cladocopium goreaui, 1701 nucleotides. NCBI's taxonomy places the organism in Eukaryota, Dinophyceae, Suessiales, Symbiodiniaceae. The record is from the annotation of a GenBank genome assembly.